AUGUCUCCAUUCCGCGCCGGGACCGAUCGGGACACUCCUCCUCAAAGAGGUCCCUACAACGACUACGCUAUUUUCCGCCCCGUCAGCGACCGGGUCACUCCUGACGACGCUCAACCCGAGCCUCAUUCUCGCUCUCAUAGACUGUCGGGAAAGACGAUUGAUGUCAUCGACUUGACCAUUAACUCAAGCCCGCUCUUGCGUCCACAGAGUUGUCACGAUCCGGAUGCCGACCGCGCGUCACUCGUUGUAGCCAAGGCUGAGGCUAGUCAACCUCAUCCGGCAUUCUCAUUAGGCUCCGCACAUUAUCUUUCGGACCCCAGUGGAGGCUCAACCGUUGUUUCCAGCAAUGCAGCCUCGAUUCUGGACCCUUCGCCCCCGCCUGUAUCAGUCCAGCCCUCGGUCUCGUCUGUUGACCUCGACGACGGUUUGGAUGCCGAGAUGCCUCGACCGGCGCGGCCUGACGGCUUUUUGAAGAGCCCUCAGCAGGUGACGCCGCCGUCUUCUACGCGCCCACCAAGCCACCAGUCUCCCAAGAAUAGCGCCAUCUCCAAGAGGCAGACCCCAAAGAAGGAGGUUCCUGAUGUCAGGCAGGUUGUCACUUUGCUGAAGGGUUUCUCUGCCGAUAUCGGCAAGGCUCAUUCGCAGCUCGCUCUUUACGCCCUCAAAUCCACAAAGCCCAUUGAAACACGUGUCAAGACCGGCGUCGAUUUCUUUGCCAACGUCAAGCUUGACCCGGUUGAAGAAAGCGAGGGGACAACCAUGUCUAUCAGAACCAAGCAACAUUUCCGUGGGAGGAAGUCUGACCAAGCCAAAACUGCGCACUACGUGCCUACUUGUAUCAAGUCUAACAAGCCUGCCGUGCCCAAGUAUCGCUUUCAUCACACGGAAAUUGUCAAAAACUUCCUUUCUCCCAACUCCUUGCUCAAAUUCGUGCCUGUCAUUCGGGACCUUGCACCCGAGGAAGAGCGGAAGUACAACACCUGGUUAGGGGAGCUAGAGAGGAUGGACGAAAGUUGCGGUUUCAAAACCCUAGGAAGUCGCGACCAACGAGUCACCCGAACCAUCAAGAAGGAAAGGACUGCCACCUUAUCGCUGUUCCUGGACUCGUGGCUCAGAAAGCUUGCCAUUGACAACUGCAACCGAACCACAUUAAUUCGCCAUAUGGCUAACUCGAACCUCGACGACGCUAUCACGCCGCAGCAGAAGUCGAGCCUUGUAAACCUGCACAGCGACGGCAACAUGGCUGCAACACCACGAGCCCUGAAAGCGGCAAGGGUAUUCACUGAUGCUUUUGACCAGGUGUUCUAUCACAGCGGUCCUCAGAAUAUGGGCAUUUUGCUAUCAGAUGUCUUGAAGCUCGACAAGUCCGUUGAUGAAAUCGUCGAAACGAAGAAGACGGCCAAGGUCGGCCAGGACGACGGUGAUAGGGUGGAUUCUCUCGAGCACUGGAUUGAAACGCAUACAGUAAUGGGAUGCCUCAUCUGCUACAGCAACUCGUGCGAGCAUGGAGACUACAGUCUGGAAAAUCACAAGCGCAACUUUUCCAUGGACUGCAUCGGAAUGUAUGGGCGGAUGUUCUCGGCCAACCGAGUCCUGUCCUCUAAUGAUCCGAUUGAGCAUGCACCACCUCCACUGCCGUGCAAGCGAAAGUGCUAUCGGAUUCUCGACAUCGGCAGUUCUGAUGAUGCCCAGUCAAGGCCAUGGACCGAAGACGAAACAUUUCUGCUCCGCAGUCUCUACUCCAUCUUGGACCACAACAAAGUCCGGGUCAAGGCACAAUGUGCCACCGCGGAGAUCUUGGAUAGAGAAUGUUGGGAUGUGCAUCGUCAUUUGCAAUCUCUCGACAUCAAGCUUCCGCCCAUCACCACGAUUGACCAACCAAGAGCCAAAAAUCUUCCUUGGUACGAUCGCAAGAAGAAGAUACUCAUUGGCGACUGGCAGGACCACACCAAUUCCCACGACACCAAGGUGCGCCCAUCUAACGAUCCGUGCCAUCACGAAGGCCCCUGCACGGCCGACAAUGGGUGCCCUUGUGUCCUAAACGACAUACUCUGUGAGCGCUUCUGCCGCUGUACGGAGGAUUGUUGCGCGUACAAGUUCACCGGCUGCGCCUGUCACGCUAGCGGCAAGACAUGCUUGCAGAAGCAAAAGGAAGGCCGGCCUUGCAUUUGCGUACAAUUAAACCGCGAAUGCGACCCUGACCUAUGUGGUACAUGUGGUGCCGUAGAACGAGCAGACCCUGCGAAUCGGCACGAUGAUGCCCUAUUUCAGACAGGCUGUCAGAACACCGCCAUCCAACGGGGCGUAAGCAAAACUGUUAUCCUCGGCAAGAGUCAACUGGAAGGCUGCGGUUAUGGUCUCUUCACAGUGGAAGACAUUGCCCAGGACGAGUUCGUCAUUGAAUACACGGGCGAGCUCAUCGUUGCGGACGAGGGUGUCAGGAGAGAGGCCAGGCGCGGCGAAGCUUUCUCCAUAGAGAAGAGCACAUCAUACGUAUUCAGCCUCCUGGAUUACGAAGGCAUCUGGGUCGACGCUGCUAUUUAUGGCAAUCUCAGUCGCUACAUCAACCACGCUGUAGAGAACGCCAAUGUUCAGCCUGGCAUUCUCUACGUCAAUGGCGAAUUUCGCAUACGAUUUACUGCCACGCGUAAUAUCAAGGCUGGCGAAGAACUCUUCUUCAAUUAUGGCGAGAAUUUCCCUAACCUAACGGAGAAAAUGAUCAAAGAGAAGGCCGGCGACGGAGAAGAUGCCGCGGAAGAGGGUGCGGGACCAGUCAAGCGUGGACGAGGCCACCGCCGCCGGGCAACGACCGGCACCGAGAAGCCAGCCACGCAGAGGCUCACCAAGGCAAAAAUUGCCAAAAGCGUCAACACGGGAGCUCGUAAAGAGGCGCCAACGGUGGUGGUAGAUGACUACGAGGCUUUAGCGGAUUUCGACGCGAUGCCCAGUUCGAAUCGAAAGCGAAAGCGAACCGCAAAAAGCGACGAUGAGGACGAAGAGUUCCACCCUUCUUUGGAAUCUGAAGAGAACGGUGAGACGCGGGGCGUGGAAAAGCGUGGGUCGACGUCUCGUCGACGAGGUGGGAUCCGCCGCGUGAGGUCGAUGGGCUCCAUUAUGCCAUCAGACUCGGAACUAGAGGACUCGAUGAAGACGGCAGCUCAUGAUAAGCGUGCACAAGGACGUUUGUUCGGUUCUCAACUUCCUAGCGGGCCCCAGCCGACCGCGAAGAAUGGCGUGAAGCUUGCGAAGCCAGCAAACGUAAUACCGCCACAGAAGAAACGUCGUGGGCGUCCGCCCAAGAAUCCUCGCCCAGCUAGCCCCGUUGCAACAAAUGAACCACAGGUUGAGCACGUCGGAAAUGAGAUUCGUGCUCAUUCAAACGCCUUUCGACAUUCAGAAGCCGAUGGCAAUACGAUCUCCGUCGACUUAGAUAAUCGUCCCAGAUCUGCCCGUGGGCGGAAGAUAAUUGCAGCCAGCUUCAGCCAGUCGAUGGAAGAUCCAAUGGACAUUGACAAAAACGAGCCCGAGGUGGACGCGACCCCGACACGGUCCAGAGGCCGGAAAAAGGCUGGAGAAGACGUGAUCACAGCUCGAGGACCAUCGCGGACUGGACGUACGACCCGUCGUCUAACUAUUGACACAGACGGUGCAAUGGAAUCGGAUGAGGAGCAUCUGAUACCCACCUCGGCAUCCAGACAAAAGCGUAUGCAGAAACCUUUUUUGAUUUCCCUGGAGAACAACGACAGUGAGUCCAGCUAUAAGAUGCAGGGUACCGGCACGGACUCUGACGAUGAUGACGACGAGGGGCCUAUUUCUUCUCUCAGUCGUUCCUCCAGAAAGAAGAAAUUACCGGCUCGGUUUAGAUCGUCGUCAGACGAGGAGUCCUAA
Colletotrichum navitas is the source of this 3888-nucleotide messenger RNA. RefSeq names its product SET domain-containing protein. Gene Ontology annotation, biological process: heterochromatin formation. The transcript has 2 exons. Bases 1 to 3888 code for a protein of 1295 amino acids. Gene Ontology annotation, molecular function: histone H3K27 methyltransferase activity; protein binding; chromatin binding. Gene Ontology annotation, cellular component: ESC/E(Z) complex; nucleus. The record is from RefSeq and is a predicted model, not a curated record. Lineage: Eukaryota; Fungi; Ascomycota; Sordariomycetes; Glomerellales; Glomerellaceae.